AUCCAUCAUGGCUACGAACAACCCUCAGCUCUCUUUCGAUUCAAAGUCCCUUCCAAUUGCUCAACUUGAGCUCUUAAAAUUCAAGGCUAACCAAAUUAUUGAAUCUAUCCAGACUCUACAGCGCACAAUCGAUGUCGGCGGACAGCAAGCCAUGCCCGCUUGGCCAGACAUCCUCUCCAAAUACAAUGUCAUCCUCUCCCAAACACAUAGCUUUUCACAAUCCCUAUCAUCGCCUCAGGCUCAGUCCCAACUCGUCCAGGCGCAAGCCAGACUCAGCUCCAGCGUGUACGAGAAGAUCGCUCUGCAUCCAAGCGUCGGAAUGACGGAUGCUCAGCUCGACAAUGACCUUAUUCCUCUCUUGCGUAAUCAGCAGACGACGGACGUGCUGAAUAUGGAGACCGCUACUGUCCGGCGUCUGGCGGAGUGUAUGGCCACCCGUGGCGCCAUUGCCACCAACGGCGUUCAGACUAACCUUCCUCCUACCACGGGUAGUCGGGUGACACACGAGGAUGUGCUCCAGGAAUGCGAGGAGAUACGGAGUGCACACGAUCACCGUGUCGAGCGCGCUGUCAGGGCUGUUAUGAUGCUUAGAGACAAGUUUGAGUGGAAACAACGCGUCGAAGUGGAGGUGGAAGAGCCGGAAGAGCUUGAAUGGGAUCCACGUACGGGGCACGGGGACGCUCAGAUGAUCAAUGAAACAGAAAUAGCAGUGAGUCCUGACAAUGGGGAGCUCGGAGAGGGACAAAGUAGCGAUGAGGAAGAUAUUGUAGAAGGUGAACUCACGGGAAAUGAUGGUCCAACCCCGGUUGCUACUCCAGCUGCAGUAGAUGUUGAGAUGACUUCCGCUGAUGCUUCAUAAUGAUGUACUCAUCCCGGUAGGUAUCAAAUCCAUG
Messenger RNA from Suillus clintonianus, 893 nucleotides. RefSeq lists its product as uncharacterized. Lineage: Eukaryota; Fungi; Basidiomycota; Agaricomycetes; Boletales; Suillaceae. The record is from RefSeq and is a predicted model, not a curated record. The transcript has a single exon. Bases 8 to 859 code for a protein of 283 amino acids.